AUAAGCUAAAUUAACAUAUUUGAAAGUCUUUGAGAGUCCAUGUCAUCUUGAUUAAACUCACACGACUAUCGAACUCUGACAUUUAGUUGUAUAAAAAAACUCAUAGGAUUUUGAAUCUUAAACGGGUACCUUGAUUGAGCACAUAACUUCUUAUUUUUCACGGACCUCAAUGACUACUAGGCCAACUCCGGAAAAGUUCUCAUAGAAACAAAAGGAGUGCUGAAAGUUAUUCGCUUGAGUCUCAACCGAUCGCCAAUGAAUGAAAACAAAAACAAGAAAGCUGUCUUAGAAACAGUACAGUCUUCAAAAUGAUCGCCAAUUAAUGAAAACAAAAACAAGAAAACUGUCUUAGAAACAGUACAAAGUCUUCAAAAUGCUUCUAAAGUUAAAGGUUGAUCUAAGAAGAAUGAUAGAACCAUUUCUGAACUUGAAAAAUCUAUGGAUUUUUCUGAUAAAGAUAUUGCAAUCUCUUUCAACUUCUAAGGCCAAAACCAUUUUCCAGGGUUAAAAAAUUUGGAGAGAAUCUAUAUAUAAUCUAGAUGACUCCAAGCUCAUCACUUUAUAAUAUUUUUCUAAAAGCAAGAUGAAAAAACUGGUUAUAAUAAUCAAAUGGGUUGUUUUUUUAAUAUGAAGAAUAAGAUUAGACCUUCCCAAAAAGGAGAUGAAGUUUAGAAAAAGGGGAAAAGAGCAAUACAUAAUAAAAUAUUUAUAAAGAUCUUUAUGUCAUUUUAUAAUGUUGUUUCAAAGAUGAUGAUGAUCACUAUAACUUGAACAGUAGAAAGGAUCGGAAGAACUAAAAAACGACGAGUUACUAUAUAAAUAUGGGGAAAUAUUAACUCGAUAUGUCAUAGAAAUCUGUAAGAGAGAGAGAACUGAGAUCCUUUGCAUAAUAUUUAGAGGCAUAAAUUAGAGAGAGAGGAAGAGCUAAGCUAAAGUUUUAGAAGAUAAUGAUGAUGAUGGGUGGCCAUUUUGGUUGGGGCAAAGUAGAGGAAGAGGGAUGGAGGAAAGGGCCUUGGACUGCUGAAGAAGACAGGCUGCUGAUUGAGUAUGUGAGAGUUCAUGGUGAAGGAAGGUGGAACUCUGUGGCUCACCUUGCAGGAUUGAAAAGGAAUGGCAAGAGUUGUAGGUUGAGAUGGGUAAACUACCUGAGGCCGGACCUAAAGAGAGGACAAAUAACCCCACAUGAAGAGAGCAUAAUUCAAGAGCUUCAUGCUAGAUGGGGAAACAGGUGGUCUACAAUUGCUAGAAGCUUGCCAGGAAGAACUGAUAAUGAAAUCAAGAAUUAUUGGAGGACCCAUUUCAAGAAAAAGGUAAAAGUACCUUCCAACUUCAGCGAAAAGCCAAAUACUCGCUUCCUAAGAAAGCAUCAAUAUCAACAGCAACAACAAAGACAACAACAAUAUCGGGAGCUCCUACUACGACAACAACAACAACGAGAACUCCUACAACAGCAGCAGCAACAACAACUGAACCAACAACUUCAUAUGAAAACAGAACAUGUAAAUAGUUCUCAGACUCAAACAAGGCAAGAAUCUUGUAUGGGCUUGAUGAGUAACUUCAAUUCCCAAAUAACUGACCAUCAUGACCAGCCAGGAAGCCUCCUGCUGUCUGUGCCCGAGGCAACUUCCAUGGAGGAAUUAUGGGAUGGGUUUCUGUGGAACUUUGAGGAUUUUCAAGGCAAUUUCACACUAAGUUCUGCAUUAGGCAAAGCUAAUGGACACAAUCUAGUCAAACCCUUUUGUUGACUUCUUGGAGUUGUCACUGUAAAAGUGCUGAAGAUAAAUCCAAAUCUUGCCUUAAACUUUAUUUUGUGAACUAUUAUUAUACUUUUAGGUAAUAAAAAGGGGAAGCAGAUUUGCUAUUGUCCAAAAGUUCAUUUAAGGCAUUAUUUUGCAGAUGUUUCUUUUGUUUUUUUAACAAAAUAUAUACAAAUAAAGGAGAUCUGAAUCUUGAAUAAGGAAAACUAAAAUCAACUAGAUUUUGCAAGUGACCACUAGUGAUAGUAAAAGUUGCUAAUCAACCUAUCACAUGAACUUUGUCCUUUCCAUAUUAGGAUAAGACGAUGCUGACUCUUUAAACAAUACAUUAAUAUUUUGACAUUAAUUAUCGACCAAAACUUGAUCAGGAUGGAAUCAAAAGAUAGAAACUGUUUUCACAUACGAAAUGAGUUGUCCGACAACUUGGGGAUACAUAGAAGUCAUGUCUUCAAUGGGACUUAGAAAUGAUGGUACUUUUACACCCACUUAUUAUUAGUUUAUGUUAUUGUCACUUCAUUUAAUUUUAGUGAUGUUUGACUUUUCUAUUUCUUAUCUUUAGUACAAAGGAAGUAUGUCAUGUUUUAUCACUAUGUUUUAGUAAGAGAACCUUAGAUUAGGAUAAGAAAGUGAUAUUAUUUGGAGCCUCAAGCUCUCAUUUUUAUAUGUAUUGUCUUUGUUCGAUUUUAAAGUCAAAUGUUCAAGUAUUUUUAUGGAGCUUUAUUAUGAUAAUUUUACAGGUUAAUUUGGUUGACUCUCUGUAAUUUAUAAACUGAUUAAUGGCCAAAUUUAAUUUAAUUUUGAGAAGGUAUUAAUGGUAGGAAUUGAAAGAGGAUUUAGAUGGAAAAAGAUCAUUGUGUCGUGGACGAAGCCACUACCUUGAAAGCAAUCUUGACAAAACCUCGAUGUUAUAUCGUGUGUUCGUCGAUUACUCCUCAAGAUUAACACAGGCGUGCAGAGUCGAAUGUAAUCGAAAAACAUGCUCAGAAAAGUUUCUUACUGUUUCAUAAGAACAAGUUUCUAUUUAUAUAAAAACAAUAUGCUAUUUUUGGUGGACUUAAAAAAUCGCAAAAA
This is a messenger RNA of Momordica charantia (bitter melon), 2828 nucleotides long. RefSeq lists its product as uncharacterized. Gene Ontology annotation, cellular component: nucleus. Gene Ontology annotation, biological process: regulation of DNA-templated transcription. Lineage: Eukaryota; Viridiplantae; Streptophyta; Magnoliopsida; Cucurbitales; Cucurbitaceae. The record is from RefSeq and is a predicted model, not a curated record. Gene Ontology annotation, molecular function: DNA-binding transcription factor activity; sequence-specific DNA binding.